AUGGUCCGCACCAAGAACACUGCCAAAAAAUCCACUGGUGGCUCAGCCCCACGUGUCCUCCUCAACAUCUCAAGCACCCAGAUUUCUGGAGUGGAUAGCCAGAGAAGGAAGGCUUUGACUGCCUCCAAGGUCACACCUGUGGGAGGUGAGGACAUUGAGAAGAGAGAUGCUCAUAAUAAGGCUUUGACCACUGCCAAGGCUACCUUGCCUAUGGGAGGUGGGGACAUGGCAAAUACAAGUGUUCACAAUGAGUAUUGCAUACUCUGCAGGGAUGGUGCAGAGCACUAUGAAGACAAUACUCUCUUCAUGCUCUGCCUGCAGCUGUCGCCUGACUUAGAGACCAAAGUCUUGCAAGACAACAUCUCUUUCUGGUGCAUUUGUUGCCACAUCAAGAUGGAACAAGGCAGCACCUACUUUGGUUUCUAUAAUGCCAACUGCCUUCCGGUCUUGGACAGGUUCUUACCCAUCAAUGGCGCGCUUGAGGUGUCUAAGCAAGCCAAAAUUUCGGCAGCCCCAUAUCUCAACAUCUACUAUGACAUUGUCACUGAUGCCAAGCUUCCCGCCUACUGCAGCAACAUCCAGAAGAUAAUGAAAGGUUUGAAGAAGUCCUUUGUCUGGGAGUGUGUUGUGAUUGGCAUCUCUACUCACACUGAUGAGGAUUUUGGAGACCCUUUUACUGGGUAUGAGGAUGAUGGCUCAGAGGGCUAUGUCAGCACUCCGGCCAAUGAUUUCUUGGAAAUAAUUCUCCAACCCUGGCAAAGUCUCAUUGACACCGCCCAGGAAUCCUACCUCUGGAUGUUAUGUUGUGGCCACCUUGUCACCAACUUGGACUCAUUCCAUGGCUUUCAAGAGGCUGUUGUCCGACACAAAUUAACCGGUACCAUCGCAUUCAAUGCUCCUCGGUUUCAACCCUCUUUCACCUCGCACUUGCUCAUUGCGUUCACAGAGAGGGUUCUCAUUGGACAUUGCCCACUUCAUUUAGCAUUCAAGGAUAUGCUCGCACAAGCCUGUGACCUUGGUUGCCACUCUGACAUUUAUCUGCUGACACCUGUCAAGGAGGGUGCCCUCACUUGCUCUAGGUUUGCAUGGGCUAAUGUGGAGUUCCGUCCUUGGGGCCACUGCCUGCCUAUCCAAUGCACUAAUGUCAUUGAAUUUGCUGUCUUGGAUGAGCACAAGAUUUCCUAUGUUUCAGCUAAAGAAAACCCUGCUGAGAGGGCAAAAAUCCUCAAAAGCAUCAAAGAUGCUAUACUUGAAAGUGACCAGGCUAUCCAUACAUAUUACUUGUGUUUUCUGGAAAAUGAUGAGGACCACGAUCUUGAGCAAAAAAUCAUUGAGGGAGCUCAUAAACUCACAUCUGGUGCAGGCAUCAUCACUGUAGAUAUGGUCAAAGGCCAUCAGGAUGACAAGCCUCUGGAUGCUGCAGCAUUCAAGACUGAAUUCUCUCCUUUUGAUGUCGCUCAGAAGUUGUUCAAAGAAGAAAUUGGGGAGUAUGACAAGAAGCACCAUGACACCUCUGACCUAAGGUCCAUGGGGACAAGGACAAAGCUGGUCUGGUCCUGGUACAAUGCCCUGUCACCAGAUGUACAUGAGGAGCUCAGACUUGUGGCAGAAAAAUACCGCAGCCGACACCAGAAGAAAAUCAUGGAGGACUUCAUAAAGAUGGCAGGAAGAACCAUGGGUUUACAUGUUGUGAUGCUUGUAACUCAUGAUCAAGGGGAGGGGAAAAUGCCUGGAACAACCAUCUGGGAAUCCUGUCCCAGGAAGACGAAGAAAACUUUUACUCUGGCUACCAAAGACAACAAGAAAUGGGCUGGAGAGUUGCAAGACCAACUUGCUGACUGGCUGAAUGAAGCCGAGUAUACAACAGGCUUAGACCCUGAGGACCAAUCUGACGAGGAAGAUGAGAAGUUGCCCGAUUUAACAGUGGAGGCUUUGAAUCUCUCAUGCUCAAGAACCAGCAGAAGGUCGUAUGAAAGCUUACAUUCAACAGCAGUCAUCUCAAACAACCCUAGGGCUGCAGUCCCCUGGGGUCAUAUUACCCAAGAUCCAGACCAUUACCUUGACAUGGACUGUGUCCCUCAGAAUGUUGUCAUCAAGGAUCCUUCUCACCUGCAGAAGGAAGCCAUCAGUAUGAUUUUUUCACUUUGGAAAUAUCGUGCUAACCAUAAUGAACCAAUUGUCUGGUUUGUUGGGUAUAAGGAAGGUGACUUCUAUGAUUCACUGGCUAAGAAGGGGGAUGUAAGUAAAAAAUCAAGGAAGAACCAAAAAUAUGUCGAAGUAUCAUCAGAUGAGGACGAGGUACUGAAGAAGGCCCCCCAAGCCAAUGGUUCUUCUGACGAAGAGGAAGACUUGGAAAGCCACACCCUAUCUCUUUCCAAUUCCUGCCCGAAAUUCCAUAUGGGUGGUGACACAGUCAGUUAUCUUCAAUCCCUCUCUAUCCUCCCAACAUACCUUCGUCUGUUGGCCACAGUUCAAAAACUCUCCAAGACACAAACACCUGAUCCUAAGGGCAAGGCUAGGAAGCAACAUCUGCCUGUCUGGGCAUCUUGGACGUGGUCUGAGGCAUAUCUACCUCAAAAUAUGCACAGUGAUAUUCAGGCUUCCUUUGUGGCUUUGAAGGAACUAGGCAACUAUGUCAUCAAAUCUCGUGGUUUGGGUAUGAUUGUUGUCCUGGGCCUUGGACUCCUCCUUCGUGAGUGUUGCCGCACUCAGGAGUAUGAAGCAGAUGAGGCUGGAGAUGAUGUACCUCAAUAUUUGGGCGACUCCAUCCUUGGCAUUGAGGUGGGGGACAAGGUUGAAGAGGCCAUUACCAGAAUCCAGGUGAAGGUGGACGCAAUGCUGCCAGAUGGUAAUGAGAAGCAGAUGACAGUGGGGGAAGAAGUUCACAUGAGGCAUCUGGAGAACAAAAGGCAGGUGAAAGAGAGGAUGGAGGCAGAGCAGGCAAAGGUGGCUGAGGAUAAGAGGGUGGCUGAGGAGAAGAGGGUGGCUGAGGAGAAGAGGGUUGCUAAGGAGAAGAGGGUUGCUGAGGCAUCUCAGAUGACUGAUCAGAGGGCUGCCACAUCAAAGAAGGCAAGCAGUACUAACACUGGAGGAAAAGGGAAGGGUAAAUGCCCAGCAACAGAUGUGGAUGAUUCAGUCAUGAAAAAGGUGAAGACAUCUGCUCCUCCUGAUCCUCCUCAUCGCUCUACCUGA
Messenger RNA from Suillus paluster, 3192 nucleotides. RefSeq lists its product as uncharacterized. The record is from RefSeq and is a predicted model, not a curated record. The transcript is spliced from 17 exons. Lineage: Eukaryota; Fungi; Basidiomycota; Agaricomycetes; Boletales; Suillaceae. Bases 1 to 3192 code for a protein of 1063 amino acids.